Molecule: messenger RNA, 1212 nt
Organism: Conger conger (European conger)
Lineage: Eukaryota; Metazoa; Chordata; Actinopteri; Anguilliformes; Congridae
Exons: 2
Coding region: 1-1212 (403 amino acids)
Source: RefSeq, a predicted model, not a curated record
AUGAAUACCAGAAACAAAAUCCUCGCAAUUGCUCUAGCGGCGGAUCUCAAUGAAGAUCCCGCUGUCAGGAGAAGGUAUAAAAGUGUGUGGGUGCACGACAUCAAUCGUGGUAGGAAGCAGUUUGGGGAGUAUCACCGGCUCGUCCAAGAGUUGCGACUGGACGAUGCCCGGUUCAAAGCGUACUUCAGACUAAACAAGCAGCAGUUUGAAGAGGUACUCCAGAAGAUCGGGCCAAACAUCACCAAAAUGCAGACCAACUACAGGGAGACCAUCAGCCCUGCGGAACGGCUCUGCAUUUGUCUGAGGUACCUGUCAACUGGAGACUCCUUCCGCUCCAUCGCCUUCAGCUACAGAGUGGGGUUCUGCACUGUAGCGAGGAUUGUGCAGAGUGUGUGUGAGGCCAUAUGGGAGUGUAUGGUCUCCGACUACAUGCCCGUACCAGGGGCUGAAGCCUGGAGGAAGAUUGCAGGGGACUACGAGAGGCUCUGGGCAUUCCCCAACUGCCUUGGUGCCAUGGACGGGAAGCAUGUGGUGAUCCAAGCCCCACCAUCUAGCGGAAGCCAGUACUUCAACUAUAAGGGGGCAUUCUCUAUUGUGCUUCUGGCGGUGGUGGAUGCCCACUACCGGUUCACGGUGGUGGACGUGGGUGCAUAUGGCAGGAGCAGCGAUGGAGGCACGCUGGCUUCCUCAGCCUUUGGCACUGCUCUGCGGCUUGGGAACCUUGACCUCCCCGAGGAUCGACCUCUGCCUGGAGCAGACCAUCUGGGACCCCAGCCGCACGUCUUCCUCGCAGAUGAGGCGUUUCCUCUUCGGAGGAACCUCUUGAGGCCCUACCCUGGCCAACAUCUGGGGAGAGAGAGGAGGAUCUUUAACUAUCGGCUAUCCCAUGCGAGACGGAUGGUGGAGUGCUCCUUUGGAAUUCUUGCCACCCAGUGGAGGCUCUACAGGAGGGUUCUUGGAGUGUCCCCAGAGGUUGCGGAGUCCGUAGUGAAGGCCACCUGUAUCCUCCACAACUUCCUGCGCUGGGAUUGUGACGGAGAAGAUGUCCCCUGCACUACAACCAUGCCAGCAGAGUCACAGGGUGCAGUGCAGAGCAUCCCCAGGGUCGGCAGCAACAACGCCUCCAGAGAAGCUGCUGCAGUGAGAGAGACCUUCACCAGCUACUUCUCCUCUCCAGAUGGUCAAGUGCCUUGGCAGGACAGCAUCCUCUAA